ACUUUCUUAUCGAUAACAGAAGCAACCGAGGGUCAACGUAACUUAACUUUCUUAUCGAUAACAGAAGCAACCGAGCCGUCACCAAUUGCUUUAACCUUAUCGUACCCAUUACCCAUCACCUAUCACUUAUCACUCAUCACCAUCAACAACCAUACCUACUAGGUAUGUUUACAACAGCCGGCCCAACGCAUACAACCACCAGCAUUCCAGACCUUAUUAGGAUCGAAAUUUGUAUAUACCAAAGCCAUUGCAACACAUGAAUUUAUGCCCCAUAACUUCUAUCAAAUUCUUACGUUUGGAGUUCGAUAUGGCUUCAGGAGGCAUGAGACAAUGUAUUCAGGAUAUCACUCCAUAUCUAAUCUUUCUAAUCUUUAUAUCAACCCUUGGACCUUUACAAUUUGGUUUCCAUUUGGUAUGUGCCAUUCUAAACAAUUAUAACUCACUCGCCAGUCAAUACUCCGAGAGCGCUGGCUAACUUCUCCCACAAGUCGGAAUUAAACGCACCUCAAGAUGUCAUUACAUGCAAGAAGCAAAAUGAGGCCAAUUCCAUCGCUGUCGUUCGUACCAACCUCCCACAAUGUAUACCUAUGAACGAAGCCGAGUUUGCCGCCCUCUCAUCUCUCUUCGUUCUUGGUGGCUUACUAGGAGCGUUGGGUUCGGGUGCCAUGUCGACCAGUUAUGGAAGAUUGUUUGCCAUGAGAAUCACCAGCGUUUGCUUUAUAGUAGGAUCCGUUCUAGAAAUCUUCGCAGGCACAGUUCCAGUAAUGUCUGUUGGCAGAUUCUUUUCAGGUAUCGGGGCUGGAGCCUCCACAGUCGUGGUGCCAAUCUACAUAUCUGAAAUUGCACCACCAAAAGAAAGGGGGUUAUUUGGAUCCAUGACACAAAUUACCACGAAUGUAGGAAUUCUACUCACUCAGGUUCUAGGUUACUAUCUAAGUAAAGGAUCGAAAUGGAGAAUCAUAUUGGCAGUCGGAGCAGGACUUGGUUUGUUGCAAGGAGUUGGGCUGUUAUUCAUUCCGGAAAGUCCAACAUGGCUUGCCGCACAUAAAGACCCUCAAAUGGCUAUGAGAACACUUCAGCGAAUUCGGGGACAUGGUUCUUCCAUUGCGGAAGAGAUCCAAGACUGGAAUAUUGAGCCUUCAGGAGAAGAAGAAGAGCGCCUGUUACUUGAUCCGGAGCUGAAUCGAAGAAAUUCCGUCGCUAGCAAGGCAUCGUCACAAAAAUCCACGUCGAACGUCGGAUUUUUUCAAGUCAUCAGGGAUCCGCUCUAUCAGCCUGCAGUCAUCGCCGUCAUUGGUAUUAUGUUUGCCCAACAACUGUGUGGUAUCAACAGCAUCAUCAUGUAUUCCGUAUCACUGCUUUCUGGCCUUCUUCCUGUUUCUUCAUCUAUCGUCACAAUCCUUAUUUCGGUUGUCAACCUGGUCGCAACAGUCGUAUGUGCUCCGUUGGCUGACAAAAUUGGCCGAAAGGCAUGUCUUCUCCUCUCGAUAUCCGGGAUGGGCACAAUGUCUCUUGUUUUAGCCCUUUCCCUUCGGUGGGAAACCAAGGUUCUCUCUGCAAUAUCCGUCAUCCUCUUCGUGACUUUCUUCGCAACAGGUCUUGGUCCUGUUCCUUUCAUAAUGGCAUCAGAAUUCGUCGGUCCAGAAGCUGUUGGUGCAACCCAAAGUGUAGGAUUGGCAGCCAAUUAUGUUGCUACAUUUCUAGUUGCUCAAUUCUUCCCAAUCAUCAACACAAGACUAAAUAGAGCAUUAGGAGGUGUGGGUUGGGCAUAUUUUAUAUUUGCAGUCCUUGCAGUGUUGUCUGGAAUAUUUGUGAGUUGGAGGGUUCCCGAGACUAGAGGCAAGAAAGAUGCGGAUGAAGUUUGGGGGAGGACAAGAAGGGUUGAUUGAUUUUGGCAGCGAGCUCUUGGUAUGCGAAAAGUUAGGCCCAGCGAGUUGCUAUUAGUUCGCGCUAGGUGAUAAUGAUCUUUGGAUAACUGUAAUUGAUUUUUGAUGGAGACACAUUAUGACUUUUUAUUUUGAUUUCGACUCCUCCUUUGGAGACAGCACCAAGCGGUUCGGUUUUUCUUACCUGUGCGAUGAACCCUGGUCAUCCUUCCCAUUUUGAAGUUUCCUGCUCAUGCCCACAACUCAAAAUUCAUACAUCACGUUCAGGUGCCGACUCUUCCGCUGCCCCAAGGGGAGAGCAGGCUUUAGGUUCCUCGAAAUGAUCCAGUAAUAGUGCGUUUACC
This is a messenger RNA of Sclerotinia trifoliorum, 2230 nucleotides long. The record is from the annotation of a GenBank genome assembly. Lineage: Eukaryota; Fungi; Ascomycota; Leotiomycetes; Helotiales; Sclerotiniaceae.